GCCGUCUUCAUUUCCAGCACGAUUGUCUGGCAGCUGUACCUGCCGGACUUGUACAACAUGGCGCACGCCGUCGAGGGCACCUUUGUCCCGGGUCCCACCUUCGUCCAAGACACGCAGGCGGCGCUCCGAGCGUGCGGAGUCAUGUCCAUCACGGUGUACAUCGGUCUGUGGCUGAUCAAGUCGUCCUUCCUGGCCCUGUUCUACCGGCUGGGCCACCAGAUCCCGCUGUACCUGUACGCGUGGUGGGUGUGCGCCGCCCUCAUCAUGGCGUGCGGGUUCGCAUCCCUGGGGCUGAACCAGUAUGAAUGCAUGUUCGGGGACAUCGACGUCAUCUUCGCCACGUGCAUGCUUCCGGACUCCCUGCACAGUGUCUACAUCAAGGAGAUCGUGGCCAGCGUGCUUGAUGUCUUCUCUGACCUGCUGCUCAUCAUCUUCCCCGUCUGGAUCUUGUGGAGCACCCACGUCUCCUUCCGCCAAAAGGUGGUCUUAUCGGCCAUCUUCUGCCUGGUGGGCCUGACCAUCUCCAUGACUAUCGUUCGGGGUGUUUUUUCGAGGACCAUCUCGGAGGAUCCAAAGUACGCGUUGGAACAAAUCAACAUUGCGUGGGUGUUUUGGUUCUCGAUCGAGUACCUCACAUGUGAGUUUUGUUCCUUCCUUCUUCAGGUCUGUUUCCACAUCCAUUUCUCGAAGACUGAUGUUGUGAACCUUUAG
This is a messenger RNA of Thermothielavioides terrestris NRRL 8126, 711 nucleotides long. RefSeq lists its product as uncharacterized. The record is from RefSeq and is a predicted model, not a curated record. The transcript is spliced from 2 exons. The annotation marks the transcript as partial. Lineage: Eukaryota; Fungi; Ascomycota; Sordariomycetes; Sordariales; Chaetomiaceae.